CCUCUGGACCUGACAGGCUGGCCCUGGAUUCUUCAGGCAUCCCUGGAGCAAGAGGCUGCCCAAGGCGUGGAGCUGGGAGGGCGCUUGGACGGAACCGUUCAGGUGGCUAGGAGCUCUGCCAGCUUUGGUCACCUUGGGCCCGGCUAGGAGCUCUGCGGCGGGAGCCUGGAGGACCGUGAACUGCUACGCGCGGUGCUGAGAGCCCAGCCCUGCCUGGCGCGGCCUCAAGCCCUGAGUGGCACCAGGUGUCCGGAACUUUGGGCACAGCCUCUGGGACUCCCUGGCCACCAGCAGACAGGAUGGCAGGCCUUCCCACCCCAGGCUUCCGUGACCACAGGUGCUUGCCUCCUGCCCCUUGGUGCCUGUCUGCUGAUGUGCCCAGCCUGUGCCCACCAUGCCGCCCUCCAUCUCGGCCUUCCAGGCCGCAUAUAUUGGCAUCGAGGUGCUCAUCGCCCUGGUCUCCGUGCCUGGGAACGUGCUGGUGAUCUGGGCAGUGAAGGUGAACCAGGCACUGCGGGAUGCCACCUUCUGCUUCAUCGUGUCACUGGCAGUGGCUGAUGUGGCAGUGGGCGCUCUGGUCAUCCCACUUGCCAUCCUCAUCAACAUUGGGCCACAGACCUACUUCCACACCUGCCUCAUGGUCGCCUGCCCUGUCCUCAUCCUCACUCAGAGCUCCAUCUUGGCCCUGCUGGCAAUCGCUGUCGACCGCUACCUCCGUGUCAAGAUCCCGCUCAGGUACAAGACAGUGGUGACUCCCCGAAGGGCUGUGGUGGCCAUCGUUGGCUGCUGGAUUCUCUCCUUUGUGGUGGGCUUGACACCUAUGUUCGGCUGGAACAACCUGAGUGCGGUGGAGCGGGCCUGGGUGGCCAAUGGCAGUGUAGGUGAGCCCGUGAUCAAGUGUCAGUUUGAGAAGGUGAUCAGCAUGGAGUACAUGGUCUACUUCAACUUCUUUGUCUGGGUGCUGCCCCCACUGCUGCUCAUGGUCUUCAUCUACCUGGAGGUCUUCUACCUGAUCCGCAAGCAGCUCAACAGGAAGGUGUCGGCAUCCUCUGGCGACCCGCAGAAGUACUAUGGGAAGGAGCUGAAGAUCGCCAAGUCGCUGGCCCUCAUCCUCUUCCUCUUUGCUCUCAGCUGGCUGCCCCUACACAUCCUUAACUGCAUCACCCUCUUCUGCCCUUCCUGCCAUAAGCCGAGGCUCCUCAUGUACAUCGCCAUCUUCCUCACACAUGGUAACUCGGCCAUGAAUCCCAUCGUCUAUGCCUUCCGCAUCCAGAAGUUUCGGGUUACCUUCCUUAAGAUUUGGAACGACCACUUCCGCUGCCAACCUGCACCCCCCAUCGAUGAGGAUCCUCCAGAAGAGAGGCCCGAUGACUAGACUCCACCUCCUGCCCCCAGCUGCGCACAUCUGGGGCAUCUCAGCCCAGUACUCACCUCCCUGCUGUCCUGCUCGUCUCCCUUGUCUCCCUGACUCUUCCCUACUGGCCUUUGGGCUGUGAGUGCCCUGCACCUCGAGGUCCUGGAGGAGUUUUGGGAGGGCAGUCCAUGGGGAAGGAACGAGGUAACCUGAGGGGACGAGGAAAGUGGGGGCAGCACCCUAACCCUAACCCUAACCCUCCCCACCUGCCUGACCAACCCACAGGCAGCCCAGCACAUCAGGCUGAGUGGGGCUUGGGGACACUGAGACUGCCAUGGGGCCAUGUGGGCCAGGAGGGCAAGCUCAGCUCCCGUGGCGGGAAGGGAGGGGAGUCUGCUUGUCUUAGGUGGUAGUGGUGCAGCCCUGGGACCAAGUGUAAGGAGAGGAGAAUAUCCCCGCCAAGAUGGAGGGAAGGGGAGAAACUAGAUGUCCUGGCCUUGUUUUCUCUCCUGUUCUGUAGCAGAAGGUGGCUAGAGCCACUGACAGGCAGGAAGCAAGGAGCCUCAGUCCCCACCUCCCAGAACCCUGUGUUCCUGGCCAUGCUGCAUGCCAGGGUGCCUUUUCUCUUUGCCCUGGGGAUCCCAGGGUUAUACUUGGGAGAGGCUGAAAGAACGAGUCCAGAAAUAAUUUCCAGUAUUUGCUUUAUUCUCCACUAGCCCUUGGACCUGAGUGGGGGCUCCGAGCUCUCUGGAGCUAAUGUGGAAUGGUAGGUGUGGGCCUCAAACAGCCACUGGGAGACAGUGUUGAGCCCUCAUUCUUGCCUUGAGCCUCCCAAGUAGGAGACUUGGAGUGUAACUGCCUGUCCUCUGGGCCACCAGCUCUCGGUGAUGGGCAUGUGCCCUCCUAGGUGACACCCAUCUCUGUUGCUUCUGAGCCAGAUGGAGAGGAGAGCCCCAGACAUGCCAGCUCUUGGGAGCAUUCUGCCUGCCUGGGGAGCAGAUGAAGAAGGGAAAGUGGGCUGCUGUGGUCAUGCUGGGAUGAAGUGUGACAGGGUGGUCAGGCCAGAGGAGACUACCCUCCUGGGUGUAUGGGCAGGAAGGUCUUACCAGAAUUUAGAUACCCUCAGUACCCCUGACACUUAGCACAGUGUUCAUGGGCUUUGAGGCUCUGUUGCAGAGUCUAGGCCUUUAGCCUAAACCCUUGGGGAAGGGUCUACUCCUGGCCAAGCCCAAAGCUCCUUAUACAGAAGAAUGAGGGGCCAGGUUCUAAGUGUGAAUAGCAACUCCAGACAUGAUUCCAGGCCCUCCCCUCUCUCAGAGGUGGGAUAUCCCCUGGCUCCCAGGGCGGGCCACUUGACUAAUAAAAGACUGUGAACCCUCAUGGAGAACGUACCCCACCACCGUCUGAGGGCAACAAACAACCUCAACAGAGAAAAAGCAAUGGUGGGGGAUAGGGAGAGGUGAAGAGAGGGGGCACUGGGAGGCAUUUGGAGCAAGGAGGGUUCCAAAGAAGGGUGUGUCUGUUCCUAUAGUUAUCCUCUUAGGGUAGCAAACGCUGCAUGUGAAAUGAGAUCCUAAAAAAUCUCAUAUCUGGAAAAGCCCCAUGACACCGCGAGCCCCCUCCCACGGGCACCUUCCUCAUGGUGUCAGAGGUGGAGACCCCCUCAUGGUGACACAUUCAACAGCCCCCUCGUGGUGACGCAGUGCCGCCCCCAUCAUGAUGAUGCUCAUUGUCACAGAGGCCCCUGCACUGUAUCACCACACACCUUUAUUCAAGUGCUUCUCGCCCAGUGUACAGCUCCCUGCAGGAGCGCUCCAGUCUCUGCACUUUCCAGGGCCCCUUGUAUCCAGGAAGCCUGGCCUGGGGCCUGCUAGGCAGGUACCAAGGAGCAAAGCCAUCAGUCAUCACUAUGGAGAUGGGGACCUCUGGCCUCCGUGGAGCUUGAUUCUGGGUCUGGCUGCCCUGAACCCUCAGGCCUGCAGCACCUAGCAGAGAACAUGUUUUAUGAGCCCCUGCUGUUAGGCAGAGCUGGGCUAUACGUGCCCUGCUGAAGAGGUGAUAUGGGGAGGGCGAAGCAGUACCCCUCUUCCUUUCCCAGGCCUCCUUCCCCUUAGGCCCUUGGGCCCAAAGCCCAGGUCUCAGCUCUGCCCACUGCAGCUCCAGGAUACAUCCUCACUAGUCCAGGGCCUCAGAACCACCUGGGGAGGGCAGUCAGGGCAAGGAUGUUGCCCCUACUUCUCUGACUGAGGAAACAGGUCCAAGGGAAGGCCCUGGCCUAAGGUCUUUCAGAGCCAGGACUAGAUCCUGUCCUCUGACCAUCCACUGAAUCCCUUCCACUGAAUGCCCAUCCCUUCCAGGCCUCGCCAGCAGCACCCUGCCCUGCAGCGUCUGUGGAGCACCCCCAGGACUGUGCGUGUUCGUUGCCUGUGACUGCAGAUUUGCACUCAGAGCUGGCUGCCCCCUUCCCUUCUCACUCCCACCCCUGCUCCUGGCCUCCACCCCCAGAGGCAGCGGAGGGAGUGCAUGCAGCCACUUACCUUCCUGCUCAUCACAGCCUCCACCAGUGGCUCUUCAGUGUGUGGCUGAGGCUGGGAGAGAUCUGAAGCACUCAGCCUCGUCUAGUCCAGCAGGAGAAGAGGUGGCUUCUCCUGGUCUCCCAUCCAUUGGAGGGUUCCUAAGGAGUGACCCCUCUCAAGUCCUCACCUUUGACCUCCAGCCGGCAGUCCACAGAUGCCUCCCCCAGCACAUUGAUGGCCUUGCAGGUGUAGACCCCGGAAUCGAAGGGGCUGGGUUUCCGGAUCUCCAGGGUGCAGACACCUUGCUCAGAGAGGGCGCGGUAUUUGGGAUCACCCUGGAUGUCCAUCUUGUUUUUCAUCCAGAUGAUCCUGGGCUGGGGAAGCAAGGUCAGAGGAGAGCUGGGAAGUUUGUGGGCCAGGACGAGGCUCUUGAAGGCCAUCCUCCACUUAGGGAAAGAUGCCUGGGAAGAUUCUUCAACCCCGGUGCCCCUGCCCAAGGCACAGCAGGGCCCUGCCCCUCACCUUGGGUGAUGCUCGGACACUGCAGAAGAGCUGCGUGCUGUAGCCAGGGGUGGAGGUGUGGUCAGCCAGGGGCUGGGUGAACGAGGGGGCUUCUGAGAAGUCUCGCUCAACAAAACUUUUAGGUUUGGCAACAAUAUCUGGUUUGGAGGGAGAAAGUAGGGUGAAUUUGAGGUUACAGGAGGAGACCUCUUAAGACUGACUUCAUCCAUUUUCUUAAAAUCACUACAGCUUACACUUCAGUAUGCCAUUUAAUCUACACAGCAUUCCUUUGCAAGGAUAAAUUUGUCAUCCCCAGUUGACAGAUGGAAAACUAAGACCCUCCAUAGAUGAGGGACUUGCCCAAUAUCACGUAGUGAGUUUGCGGCUUACGGGAUGGAAGGUCACAUGAUGACUAUGGCUCUCUGAGCAGAGAGCUGGUAGUCUGGAGGAAAAUUAAGGGCGGGAGACAAUCCAUUUCACCCCUGCCUCCUCAUCUGGAGCCCCAUGGCAGGACCCUAGGCUCCUGGGGUCUUUGGGAAGCCAGGCACAGCCAACAUGCCAGAGCUUAGAGGCAGAACGUCUCAAAGAGGCAGAGGAAAGCCGGAACGACAGCUGGGUGAGUCACAGAGGGGAGGAGAGAGGGGAGUGGGCAGCAAAACCAAACAGAUGAGAUGAUCCUGGCUGAGGGUGGAGACUAAAAACCCAGGGAUUCUACAUUUCAUUUCUGUUUGUCUUUGGAGACUUGACUGGCUUUCUUCUUUUAAAUGAAAAUUUCUUCCUAAUUCUGUGCAGUCCAGGCUAAUGUGUGCUUUCUGCAGCCCGCACAGACUGUACGGGGGAGGGCCUUGGAGCACACAGCGGGACAGGGAGAAAGGGCUUGGAAUUUCACAUUUGACGCAAGAGGGCCAUGUGCCUGUAUAGAGACAGUAAAUACCCAUAUCUCUCUUGUCCAUCUAUGUGGUGUUAUAUUAGGGUCGGGAGUUUGCUUUUAGCAAACUCACCAGUCUACCUAUCCACACACAUUGCCCUUCACAGUAGCUCCCUUGGGACACUGCACAGGCGACCCAAUGACUGCUAUGAUGUUGGCAGCCAUACAGCAUCUUUAGAAUAAGUGCACAGCCUCCCAAGGGGUGCUCCUCAUUUGCAUGGGUUUGCUCUGAUGUGUUUGUUACAAUCAAUCAACCAUGUCCAUUUCUUUACAGUCACACGGUGUGAAUGUGUGUGUGGGGGUAGCUGUGGAGUGGGUGUGGAGAGGGCAGCAAAAGCUCUGGCAAGUGGGCACCCAUGAGAAGCACACAGGGAGGGGUGCUGACACACCAAGGAAACGUCAGAGACAGGGAGAAGGGUCAGCAUGGCAAGGCCUAGCUUGGUUUCCGGGCUUGGACCCAGACCCACCUGUCUUCUGGAUGUGGGCGAGCUCCUUGGUGACGGCCGCCGAGGCACUGAGUCCACACCGGUUUUCCGAGAAGACUCGGAAGGAGUAAGAGUUACCCACGAUGAGGUCUGAGAUAGUGCAGGUGGUCGGGUGGUAGCGCUCCAGCACUGUGAACCAUUGCUGCAAGGACCCUGGGCCUGUCAUCCUCACCUCCCCCCUGCCCUACCCCUCCCUGCUCCCCCUGUGGCCUCUGCCUCAGAGGGGCUUGUUCCACGCCCCAGCCCUGGGAGGCUGAAACAUCCAGCUUUGGGUCUGAGGGACUUUAAAUUGGGAGAAGGAACCCCUGGGAGAAUGUGACCUUUCUGGGGUCUUCAGAGAAUUCUAGAACUUUACUGGUCAAAGUGUGGCCCGAGGUCCUGCAAAGUAAGAAUCACCUGAGAACUUCAUAGAAGUUCAGGAUCUCAGUCCCCACCCCAGACCCACUGACUUAAGAUCUGCGUUUUAGCAAGAUUCCCAGGUGAUUCAUAUGCACAUUACAUUUCCUGAAGCACUGCUCUAGAGCUUGAAGGGCCUCCGAGAGCCACCCUUGCAGUCUUCAGAAGGAAACUGAAACCCAGAGAUGAAAGAGAUUUGCCAAGAGCCACACAGGGAGUCAGGUUAGUGGUAGGCAGACCAGAGCUCUUCAGUCCGUGGACUCUUAGUGGACAGGCCUUCCCAGACACCUAGGCCACUUCUUCCCCCACAAACCCAGCCCCAGUCAGACCUUCCUCCUCCCCUUACUCUGCUCCAGCGGGCCUCACCCCUGUCUUUUUGUCUGCCUUCUGCACUGUGUAGCCCAGGAUCUCUGUGUUGCCUGUGUCCUGGGGUGGUGUCCACUCGAGGGCAGCGUUGCAGCCCCAGACAUCCAGUAGCCUGAUGCUGCUGGGGGAUCCAGGUUUAUCUGUAGGACCAGAGUGUGAGAGAGAGUGACGGGGAGGGCUGGGUUUGCUGCAAAAUCCCCCCACCCAAGAUCUGGCUCUUAUCACUCUCUCUUGGCCUGACCCCAUUGGCCAUCAGUUCUGGGGCAGGAGGUGAGGUCUCUGGGUCCCCAGCAAGUCAGCCCUGCCUCCCCUGGCCCCAUACCGAUCACCAGGAUGUCGAUGGCUGCCUUGGCCUCCAGGCCUUCCAGCUGUACCGUGAGCUCAUAGCAGCCUGAGUCGGAGCGCUGGGCUGAGCGGAUGAAGAGGAUGGAGUCCUGGUCCCCGGUGCGCACAUUCACCCGCUGGCUGUCCAGGGCGUGACCGUUGUGGGUCCACGAGGCCUGAGGCUUGGGAUUCCCCUGGGAGGGAGGAGCCCUCAAGGUGAGCGCACAAGGCGCCAGCACCCCACACCCACUCAGCUCCAGGGCUCCCUGUGCCAGGGGAGCUGGCCCCAUUGGCCCUUCUGAGCAGGGGCAGCAGAGGCUAGAGCCACAGGUGCUGCCUAGAGCCUCAUUCUCUGGAUGUCCCGCCAGCCCCGGUGCCACCUGUCCUGUUCACCGGCUGGAGAAUCACAACUGAGUCACGUAUACAACAGAGGGAGGAUGAGGCCAUCUUGGUGGGUGGGUCUCAGGCAGACCUCCACGGGGAUCCUGACAUUUCCUGGGCUCCUCUAAUACACCUCACGCGGGGGCCCUUAUUUCACCCAAGCUCUUAUCCUGGGCAGGAGGCAUACUCACCUGGAAGGGGAUUUGCAGGUUAAUCAUCUCUCCCACCUGACGGACAUAGGUCUGACGAAGGUGGCGGGGAACGCGGAUCUUGGGGGCCUCUGCAUUAAAGCGAGAGGCGAGGCUUAGCACAGCACGGGGCUGCUGAUCGGAGGCUUCUGUGGCAGGGGCAGGGGACAACUGGAGAAGGCUGCUGGCUGGGCAGGAGGUCUGAGUGUGCUCUGAGGCUGCCUCCCUGUGGACAGGGCAAAGCUCACUCCCCAGAUCCAGGGACCCAAAUCCUCUGAGGCCCUUGGGGACUUGCGAGCCAGGAGGUUCCAGGAGGGCAGGGCCUCCACGGUGUGAACUGGUAGGCAUCCGGGGCACUCCCUAGGUGCCCUGACCCUGCCAGGCUGGGAUUUGCCCUGCAGCUCUGGUAUUCCUGGGCUCCAGAUGGGCCCCAGCUGGCUCCCUGGCUCCCCCUGGUGGGCAGCGUGUGCUGCGCCUGUGGGCCUGCAUUCCCUGGAAGGGUGGCGACACUGUCUUCCCAGUCCCUCUGCCCUUCUGCUGUGAACAGCUCAGGCCUUCAGAGAAGCCCCUGUGAGACCCAUUUGCCCACUGCUCUGCCUCCAAGCCAUAUGGGAGGACUGGGAUCUUUCCCUUUUUAAAUGAAGCCAGAGCAGACCUACCCCCUUCCUUCUCUCUUACUCCUGCCACUACCUUUCAGUCUGCGGUGGGGGAGUCCUUCCAGACACUUUACUUCAGCCCCAUGCUACGGUAGAGAACCACCUUCCUAUCACCUAAUCAGGUGCAACUGCUGAAACUGUCGGGCAUUCCAAGGGAAGCUGCAACAGCCCCUGCCACUCUCCCCCUGGGCGGGAGCAGGGGUGGUGGUAGCUGAGGCUCCUCAGUGGCAAACAGGUGGCAGCAGUUGGUCAGUGGCAUGCAGGGCAGAGAGGGAGGAGACAGAAGGAACACGGUGUCUCUGAGGAUUAGCUGUGCAGGCACUUGGCCCUGGGAGCAUCAGGCGUGGAAUGUUCCAGGGGCAGCUGCAGGGGGCCAGGAAUGCUUGGCAGCUCCAGGUGGCUGAGGAGGGACAGCUGAGCAGCUGAGGACUCUGGACAGGGUCCCCACCCUGCCCUGCCCAUGAGGGGGGCCUGGCUGGCUGCUCCCUGUUUAUUCACAGCCUUCUCCCCUCUUCUCUCCAGGAAAUCCCCUUCUCUCCUGCCAAAGGAAUUUUAAUGGAGUAGAGGGCGCUGAGUCAGGCGGACUCCUCCAGUGUUCGGCCUUGAAGUAGAGGACCCUGGCCCCUGCAGGCUCUCAGAGUCUGAGAUCCCUGGGCCCUCAGAAAAGGUCCAGGAUGCCCACCAACCCCACUCCCCAAAAAGGAGGGCUUCCUGGCACUCCCAGGUUAGAAUCGGUGAGUCCAUAUUAAGCUGCCAGGUGGCACCAUGUCUCACCAAGACUCAAAGGAGGGGAAAGGCCUCUGGUUUUGAAAACCACCAGAAAAAGAGUCCCUGCUGCCUGGUAAGACAUGAACUGGCCUGUGUGGGAGUCAGGUUCUGGGACUGCCACUAAUAGGCUAGGUGACCUCAAGGGAGUCCUGGGUGCCUUUGGACCUGCUUGGCUUGGAUGGACAAGCCGUGCCAGUCUACAGUUCUACACUCCCAACCCCCUGGUGCCCACAUCUCUCAGGCCUUAGAGUUGAAAAGUAUUUCCUUGAAUCCAAACUUGACCUCCUUCUGUGGCCAUGAAACCCCCUCUGUCUGGAGGCCUUGCCCAGAAUUAUGGGGUCAAGAUGAGGAGGGGGGAACAAGGAGAAAGGUGGAAAAGGCCUCAGGCCACCUGCUGGCUUAUGUCUCUUGUCACCCUGGGGCUCUGGGCUGUCCCCAGAAACCUUGGAUCAGACCAAGUGACUCACUGCCAUUAACAGACUGAAACCUGAUCGGUCCUGGGAGGGCUUGAGGCUAAUGCACCCUACAAAUAGAAAUCUUAGCAAGGGGACAGCAGCUGGCCUCCCAGGUUCCCAGGGCAGCACUGGCCUCUGGGGAUGGAGAAACCUUCACCGGCCUAUUGUAGGGCGUUAAUCUUCUUCCCACUAGGGACGUGGUGCAGCAAGAGGCAAGCAAAGACUCCUAUCUGGAACCCAGGCCAUAUGAAAUGAGCAGAAAAUGAGCUUCCAUGGCCGCUGAAGGAAUUAAGAUUAGGUAGGAAGAAUGAAAUGACUCUAAGCAUUGGGACUCUGAGGCAGGUGACCUGGGGAGCUUGAGCUCUCACUUCUGGAGGUCAGGAAGCUUGGGGGCUGGGCCAUUCAGGGAAAUGGCCUCUUUGACCUCUAGAGGCCCCUUGCUGCUGAGGAACCUGGGACUUUCUUAAGGCAGAAUGGCGAUAGCAGGUGGCUUGUGCACGUGAGUGUGGGAUGGGGGGAAAUGACUGCCCUGUUCGCUCUAUCCAUUGGCCUCAGUUUCUCCAUCCAUUAGAUAAGGUGCCUGGGAAGGGCUGGGGAGCAGGAUUUACCAAUGAUCUCUUGGAUGUGGACAGGCUGGUCCAGCACAGCUGGUGGGCCAGCCCCUGCAGAGCUCACUGCAGCCACACGUAUGAAGAACUUGUCACCUAGAGCCAGGUUCCGCACGGUCUGCUGGGUCACCAUCAUGGGCCGGGAAUUCACAGGCACCCACUCCAAGGCUGAGAGAAAUGAAGAGAGUGCAAGGCCCUGGCUCCAUGGCUGUGGGUACCCUUCUCAGUGGGGCUUCCCUUCUCGCUGAUGAUCUGAGGAAGCUGACCUCCCUUUCUGGGACUUAUUUUCCCUUUGCUUCCUUGACUUCUUGUUGUCAAAUGGCAUCAAAGACACCUGACGUUAGAACCCUUAAGUGGUGGCCAGAGAUGGGUUUGCCCGGAGCCCAGAGAGGGUUGGGCACAUUUGCCAAAUCACACAGCAAGGUAGGGGCAAAGGCAGCCACACGUAUGAAGAACUUGACUGCCAUGGAGGUGGAUAACAGGAUGCUGGCAUGAGGAAUUUGGCCAGAGCCGCCCGUCCCCUAUUUCUCCUCACUCUCUCUUACAACUUACCCUCCCCCUCAGCUUCUUUUGCUCUCCACCUCCUGCUUGCCCUCCCCAAGCAGGGUCCUCUGAGACUUAGCACCUCCUUCAUUCUCACAGAGGAGUGCCCCACUGUCACCUACCCUUUUAUCUCUGUUACUCAGAGGCUUCCUGGAGCUGGAGGACAGGGGGCCUCCUAAGGCCGUUUGGACAUCCUCCUGCUUUCAGAGGUGCGUUGGUGGAGCAAGAAGCUGUGUGUGAGUGGCCUGAGCGGACUGCUUCCUCUCCCUCUUUCUGUAUCUCCCCUUGGACUGACCCAACUGCAGAGUCUGGGGGCUUGUCCCUGCUGCCCUCUAAGCCCACCUCCCCUGGGUGUAUGCAGGGCUUAGCCCAUAGCUCACCUCCCUCUCGGCGGAGUUCCAGAACAUAGCCCUGGAGCCCCAGCUUCCCUAGCCUCUCCGGGGGUUCCCAGCUCACAGUCACCGAGCUGUCACUCACGUCCUCCACAGCCAGCAGCAGCGGGGCACUGGGGACAUCUGAGGGAGAAGCAGGGGGAGAUAAAGAGGUUCGUAGCCAAAAGCUCUCCCCGCACCACUCUCUGCCAAGGCUGCCUCCCUCCUCCACCUGCCCCGCCUCUUGUCACCUUCACUUGGAGGUGCGGGUUUAGAGGCUGCGGGGGCAGGUGCCUGAGGGGCAGGCUCCUGUGGUUUGGGAGCCUGCUCUUCCCCGGUAGACUUCGGUGCCGCCAUUUCUCCAGAGGGCUCUGUGGUGGGCACAUUUGCAGACUCAGAGGCAGUCUCCUCCGGACCACAGGCAAGGGCUUCCCGGGUGGCUUUUCCUCUCAUUGCAAGGAUUGCUGGAGGGUCGGGCUGGAGGGCGCAGGUAGUAGCACUGGAGGGUCUGUGCUUCCAGGGUGCCUGGGACACCCAGGUCCAGGCUUAUAUAGUCAGGGGGCUGCCCCACCCCCAGGCAAAUGAUUCCCAGCUGUGGGGUCAGGUCAGGCAGGGGGACUGGGGGGGUGCGUGGGGAGGCGCUGAAGCCAGGAAUAGCUCUGGCGGAGGACUGCAAGGGUCCCUUGAGGAGUGCACGACCUCGUCCAUCACCCCGACUGGAUCUCAGCAGGCAGGGUUCUGGUGCCCAGAUGGGAGGAGGGUACAGAUCGGUGAGAUGGGACAUUGCCAGGAGCCUGCGCCAGGGGUCAGGGCAAUGGGAACGAGAGCUUCCAUCUGGAGAACGAACCCAGAUCAGGCUCUGUGUGUUUGGCCUCUGGGAGACCACUUGUGCCCAGGGCUUCUCAGCUUGGGUGCUGGGGUUCCAGACAGCCUGGAAACAGCCUUCUCUUGGGAGCACUCCCAGCUUUGUCCCUAGGGUCCCACACUCCCCUGGUCCUCACAUUCCCUGAGGUUGAGGGCCUAGAGAGGGAGGGAAUUGGGAUGCCCAAGGUGGGCCUGAUUGGAGGAAGGUCUUCUAGCAAUGGGACCCCAGGAAGGGAGUCUAAGGCCCCUGGUUACCUAGCCUCUCCAAUCCCUGCUCUGGACCUCAGUUUCCCCAUCUGUUACAGAGAACACUAUGACAGUCCCCUAGCCCUUGGGGGUAAAAUCAAUUCAUAAGACAGGUCUGGAAGAGACCUUGGAGGAGGACAGCACUCUGAGACUUGUAUUCUUCGAAGCAGGACAUCUGCAUGCCACGGGGAAAUGAGGCAGGUACACCCAAAUUCCUAGUCAUUGAGUCAUUCAUCCAAUAAAACAGUAAGAUUGGGAAUGAUUUAAUAAGCCUGAAAAUAACAUGUGUCAGGGAGGAGGGGAAGUAACAAGAACUCUCAUUGCUGGUGGGAGUGUAGAUGGGAGCAAUCUCUUUGGAAAAAGUGAGACAGUAUCUAGUCAGAUUGAAAAUGUGCAAAUUCUAUGACCCAGCAGUUACACCCCCAGAAAGUCUCACACCUGUGCCCCAGGAGACAUGCAUGCAAACAUUCACAGCAGCAUUGUUUGUAACACCAAAUCUGGAGAACACAGCUCUCCCUCAGCAGGGGAUGCCUAACUAACUGUGACGUGUGUGUGCUCCUCUAAACCAAAACUGGAAUAUAAAAUGAGCAAACUUCAGCUACAUGGUUGAUCUAACAGACGUAACGGGGAGCAAAGGAGCCAGGCACAGAGAGCGAUGAGACACCUUUCAUGUUCAAUUCAGGCACGGGGAGCACCAGCUCUCUUCUUCAAGGGGUGUCUCUAGCGGGCGAGACCACAAAAGAAGGCAGGGAAGGUCAGGACAGUGCCUGCCUCUGGGCAGAGGGACAGGGAGGUAUGUGACUGUGGAGUUUCAGGGGCACUAAUGAGGUCUCAUUUCCUGUCCUGGGUGGUGGUUACACAGGCUUUCACUGUAUAGUAAUUCUUUAAAUUAAACAAAUACAUUUUACUCACUCUUUAGCUUGUAUGAUACAUCCCAUAAUUUAAAAAUCAAUACACAUGUAAUUUAUUUAGGUCCCUCAGUGGUAUGCAUGCUCUCCCCCUGCCCCGGGGCUUGGGGGCACAGGAGUGUGGCCACCUCUCACCAGUGGCUGUCCUUGUUGGGGAGAGGCAGUGGAGGGCCUGGGGAGCCUCCAGAUCCUGCCCUGCUUGGGUGCCCGUGCCCUCUGCCGGGUGACUCAGUGUCCUGCUGGGCAGUCCUCCAGGACUGGAGACCCGAUCUCUAUCCCUGGCCUCUGACUCUGCAGCUAUAAGUGAAUGUGACUAACUCUGCAGGACCCUGAGUCAGCCCUCCAGAGACUGUCUCAGGAUGGGGGAAGGGUGGCCAGGGGAGGUAGGGUGGGGGUUGACUUCCCUGGAGGACUCACAGCCCCUGGCUUUUCAAAGACCCCUGUGUGGUAGAGUAGGCAGUGGGCAGGGAUGAGGGAAUGCUUGGCCCAUUGGCCAGCAGUGAAAUGCCAGGUACCCCUGAAGCUCUGGCCAAGUUCUCACUCUCUUUUCCUUUAGCUUGGCAGUGACCUUGGGAUCAGUUGCAUCUGCCCUGCUCCAGCUGGUUCAGAUUUCAGGGAGGCCGAUAGGUAUUUUCUUCCCCACACCUCAAACCAGUGUCACAAAUCACUAGGCCAAGUCACAGAUAAUCCAAACACUAGGGAAUCCACAGAUAAAUUCUCUUUGGUUUUGGAGCAUGCAGCUGAACUCUCUUGGGAUACAAGGCAUGUUUGGGGCUCUGGGAGUUCACAGAAACUGCUGAGAACAUCUCUACUUCAUAAAGCCUGGAAGGCUGGCUGGUCUGCGCUCAUCCCGUUUGACUCAUCCCGUCCCAUCUGGCCCUCACCUCAUGUCCCAGGCUCAGCUGAGGAGUCUUGGUCUCUGCAUGGGCUGAGGGCUAUGUCCCAAGAGGGGAGAGACAGAGGGCUGGGUUACAGCCCUAGGACAUCUGACUGAUUUCAGUCCAGCAAUGGAAAGGGUUCCUCUAAGGUAAUGAGCAACUGGUCACUGAGAGUGUGGGGGGAGGUUGGAAGGCUAGCUCUCAAGCCCUGUAGAGACUCUAGGCCUGGGACGGAGGGAGAGUAUGUGAGAUAACAUAGGUGUCUCCUUCUAGCCCUGAGAGUCCAGGGUCAGGGCUCUCUCUAACCUGACCCUGUGUUGGCUCCUACAUCUCCCCGAGGUGAGAGGAGAUGAAGGGCUGGUGUUAAAGGGUUUCCUUCCUAGUGCUUGCUAGCCCCUGGAAACAGAAAAGGCUUCUUUCAACAAGGAACUGUAUCGAGAAGUCUGGACGACAAUGACUUUAAGAUCCGGAAGCCCAUCAGCCCUCUUGGGUUAAGUCCAUGACUGAUGGGUCUGGCGAUGCUUGCCUCUUUGGGGGACUUCUUGGGGCCCGGCAGAGGACAGGGUGGUCUCAUUUUCCGCAGCUCAGGACUACCCAGCCUGAGAGAGAGGAAUCCAGAAGAGAUGGGGGAGGUGAGCCCCGUGGGUCCAGUGGGACCACAAAGAUAGACUGAAGCAAGCGCUAGUAACUGGCGAGCCCCAGUGCUUUAUUGAGCAGCUGCAGAAUCAGGAAAGGGAAGUGGAGUGGGGACCUGAUUAUGGCCCUGAGUAAAGGUUUCAAGCUGGGCUUUGCAGAGGAUAUAAUCAGCGUGGUCGCUGCUUCUUGUAAGAUAUUUCACUCUGCAGUGGUACAGCUUGCCAAAAGGGUGUCCUUAGGCAUAGAGGCCUGGGGGUAAGGGAGUGGAAGAAAUCUCCUUGUGUGGGGCCUGGAGGAGUUGAGCAUGCUCCUUAAUCAGCAGCUAUGUGCUGACCCCGUGUCUUACACUGUGCUGGUCCCACAGCCCCACUCCUACCUGCCUGUCCACCAGAGCUGAGCUCAGAUGGCAGAGCUGUGGCCCUCCGCAUGGGCCCAAGGAAGGGAGACUGAAGCUCAACAGGGGACCCAGCAGGGCAGGUGAUCAGGCUCCUAGCCAGUCAGGGCCAAGUGAUCUCUGCCCCACUGUGUGCCCAAGAACCGAAGGCUACACCUCAGCAGCGCAUCCUCGAUAGCACUGGUGAGAGGGAAGUGCAGAUUCUGUCCGCAGAAGGUGCCCUGAAAGUCAUCCAAGUCCAGGGCCCACACCAUGGCGCCAGCCAGCUCCCUGUUCCUCAGGUACCGCACCUGCUCUGGAGACCCAGAGCAGGCAGGGCUGGGUUCCCUGGGCCAGGGUGCUUAUGGAGGGCAUGCUAUCUGGACACCUCCCCAUGGGAGAGAAAAGCAGACACCUGAGACCCCAAACACCUCUGUAGCCAAGCCCCACCCUCGGUGCAGGGGACUUCCCUCCCCCUCUUCAACUUGGGGUGUGGCCUUAGGUACAUACCUUGUUUUUGAUGCUCUCCUGGUCGUCAUACCCCACCCACUGGUUGCCCUUAGUGGCAUAGGGGACCUGCUGACCAAGGAGUCUAUGGACCGUGGCUCCGCGGAGAAAGUCACAGAUCUGAACAGAGAACAGGGCAGGCGUGGUGUGGGGAGCUGUGCUGAGACUUUGCGGGUCACCAGGGGGACACCACAGCCCAAAUCUCUCAGCCCCUUGCUUCUUCCUGCAGGCUACAUCUUCCCCUAGAGACUGCAGGCUUCGCACAACUUUACUUAAAACAGAUGCAAAGAUCCCAGGAUUCUGUAGCUGCUGUAACCUGAGGGCAUUAUGGGGGCUCUGAUUAGCUUCCUGCAUCUUAAACAGGGAUGUGGGAAAUAGUGCUUUGACACUGAGGACCGGCCCAAGGCAGCACAGAGCAGCAGAGGAUGGGCCGAAACAAAAGAACCUACCUCUUGGCCAUUGCUUUUUCCUGGGCUAGAAGGAAGGCCCCAACUUAGUGGCCAGAGGGGCUGCAGACAGGAUGUGCCUGGCCUCCUCCUCCCUCUUCUCCAGAGUGCUAGGUCUGCUGGAACAUUUUUUUUUAAUUUCCAAAGGAGUACAGUGUGGGUGGGGUGGGAGGCUCAGCUUCCCCAGGGCUGCGGGUGCCCCGGGAAAUCUUACCUUCUCCCCAGCUCAUACCUCAUAGUAGGUGAGGGUCCCUUUCUCCUUGGUGAACCGACCUGGUAUUCCUGGCCCAGAGGUCGGGGCUCCCACAUCUGUCUUGGAAGAGGCCAGGGUGAAGCUCCUCCCAAAAGUGGAGAUACCCAUCACCAGCUUAUUGGCCUGGACCCCCAGCCUCAACACACAGCUCACAGCGUAGUCCUGUGGGUGGGUAGGGCAGGACAGUUUGAGCAGUUAGAUGCUGGUGGUCUAGGAGGGGAAAGGUUGUGCAGUUCCCACUGCUGCCUUGAAAGGUGGAGUUCCAGGUCUAGAUGCGUCUGGAAUUCCCUUCCUUCUGGGAACCUAUUAUGUCAGUCUAAAAAGCAUUGUGUAAUUUCAGUCUUGAAAAAAAUCCUCUUAGGUAUAGGAAGGGAUUAUUACUGUUCGAUAGUUGCAGAACUCUGGCGAUUGGCCCAGGUUACACAGCAAACAAUGGCAGGUCUAGACUAGACUCUUGCCCUCUCAGCCCCCAGCCUUCUCUGUGCUCUCUUCAGUCUGCCCUCUGCCUUCACUAGGUGCACCCUACAGGCCCGUCAGGAGAUGUCCUGACUCUUUAUGGAAGAAUCACCUCCCCAGUUCCCAGAGCUGUGGAGAAUGCAUAAACUUUGGGCCUCAGUUUCCUCAUCUGUGAGGUGGGCCCUAUAACCCCUCCCUUGCAGGAUUACUGAGGAGUGGAGAGGUUGGUGUCUGAGCUCUGGCAAGUGGCAUGUCUGUGGUCCCCUCUCAGCCCUCCCUCCUUUGGGACAUUCACAGCAUUGCUGAAUCUGUCAGAACUUGUAUCUUCCUGGCCCCGGAAUAGGGGGCUGUGAUGUGCUAUGGUCUGGCGCCACGCUCCAUGAAAGUCGUAGGUCAGAAGGCUGAUGAAGUGCAGGUGUCUGUGGAAGGGUGGAUGCAGGGCAAGGCGAAAAAUUGAAAAAGCGCGCCACCCUAGCAGGAUGUGAGCUGGAGAAACAGGCAGCCAAGAGAAAAGCCAUUAACCCCAAACCCAGCAGAACCCAGUGAUUCGCUGUCUAGGCUGCUGGACCACCUCCCUUGUACCACACUGGGACGUGGGCUCAGGGUCCCACAGGAGCAUUCAAGGCAAGAAUGGGGUCCUUCCAAUCCACCCCCAGCACACAGUUGAGAGCUGGCCUCCAACACACGUCACCCCCUCCACUCCAGCCACAUUCAUCUUUGAGAAAGCAGAUUACAAGUGGCAUCAACAGCUAGCCUUGUCGGGAGAGAGCAGGAUCAAAGGAUGGCCUGAACCUAUGAUUCCUCCUGGUGGGAAGUAAGGUUUCCACACACAAAGGUGGAGGGUCUGCAGGUGGAUUGCAUGAACAUGAGCUUCAGGUGUUUGGGGCAAAUGGUUGAGAGCCACCUCAUUCCCACCCUCUAAGUGAUCAAUUAAAGCACCAAGUCUACACUCCCUAAGACCCUAAAGAAGAUUCUAAAGUCAGAGCGAAGAGCCUUUGUCUCUCACUCUUGGGUUUCCUAAGACCCAUGCUGUUGUUCCACCGAGAGGUCAGCCUGCUUGGCUGGGGACUGCUCAUUCUCACGCAUGAGGAGGCAGGGCGAGAGGAGGGACGGGGUGAACAGGAAAGGGAGGGGGCCACCUGCAUGUGACAGCACUGUGUGGACUCCCCAGCAGCCUAGAAAUGAAAGGUAUCAUUACUGCUGCCUUGCCCCUCCAGAGACUAGUGAUUGGCUGGUUUGUAUAACUUUCCCUGCUUCCUUUUCCACAAAUACAUACAUUCAUAACGACUUUCUCAUCUGAGCAGCGCAAUACCCCAAAUGAAAAGGAAAGAUAGGGAUCGUUUUGCCCCGUUUGACAGAUGGGGAGGCUGAGGCACACAGAGGGGAAGUGACUUGCUCAAGGUCACACAUCUUUGGAGAAACUGGGACUAGAAGCCCAGUCUUCUGAUUGUACAUGGAGUGGUAGGGCAGAGUGCAUCAGGAAGGAGAUUCACCGGGAUAUCUGGGCGAUGUCAUAGCCUCUGUCAAUGGCAAUCUUCCCAGCAGACACUGCCGCGCUGAGCAGGAGUUGCUCUGCUCCUGCCUGGGCUUCCCUUGCAAACUCAGCCUCCAUUUCCUGUUGGGAGAGAGGCAGGUGAGUGACAGCAAGCCUUGAGGCGAAAGAUCUCUGAGCAUGUCAUUGGCCUUCGCUGUCUGCUGUAAUCUCCAACCUGACUGGAGCUCAGUGGGAACGAUAAAGUGGUCUCAUCCUCAGACUCACCCAUCUUUUUCCUAAAAAACUGUUGGGACCAAUCUCGUCCCUACACCCCGUGCAUACUCAUCAACACUCAAUUAUUCUCUGUCCUGGAGGGACCAUGAGGAUAGAGAGUGAUCCCACUUGGUCCUCAGAUGAUGCUGUAAGAUAUUUACCUGUUGGUCUGUGCUUUGUUCAAGCUUAUAAAGGAGAACACAAAAUUAAAGUGAUUUAUAUUGUACCAUGAACAGUUUGUUUAAAUGAUCACUCUGUCCCUGGGGUAACUGAGUACCUCUGAUGCAGUGCAUGCUGGGGAGUGGGCAGUGUUGGUUUGGGAAUGAAUACAGGCAGUGAGGAAUGGGUUCUCCGCUUAGUGACCUCUGCCUCUUAGAACCCCACCCUACCUCCCACUGUUGUCAAAAGAUGUCUUCCUUGCUGUGUGAGAUCUCAGGACACAGGCUUGUUUGUCUUAUCCCUGGUCCAGAUCUCAGGACCCUGCAGCAAAGAGGCCUCAGUCCCCCUUUGCCUGCCUCAGGAGAGUAUCUCUGAAGACAGCUUCUGCCCUCCCCACUCCCUGAUGCUCCCUACCUCCCUGCCCUUUUCCCUGACCCAACCAGCACCUUGACCAGAGAGGUGAGAUGCUGCUCGUCCCUCCGCCCGGGGUAGAGCCAGGCUCGGUCCAGUCCAUCAAAGCCAUGGGUCCGCAGAAUUGGUGGCACCAGCUUGAUGAAAGUUCUGCAACUCCAGGUGUUGGAGGCUAUUUUGGAAAAUCUAGAACUGAAAUCAGCCCAGUAGAGGGCUCAGUACCAAUACGCUGGGUGUCUUAGCCCUCUGGAAGGGUCUCUGGGCAUGUGGAGCUGGGAGUCUGAACCCACACAGCUCUAGGAGGGCAUGGUUGGGACAGGACCCACCUCCAAUUAUCUUAGAAAGACCAUGUGCUUUGGAGCCAGAUAUCCCUGGCUCUAUCACCUACUAGCCAAGCCACUUUGAGCAGGUUAUAACCUGAGCCUCAGUUUUCUCAUCUGUAAAAUGGGCAUAAAUGUAACAUCUCACAGUGCUAUUAUGAGGAUUACAUGUGAUAAUGGUUGGAUAGGAUGCCUGACACAUAGUAACAGCUCAGUAAAUGAGAGCUGCUAUGGCCAUCUUUGCCCCCUUUUUAAAGCCUGCUCCAAUUCUACCCACUCCAGGAUGUCCUCACAGGGUCUCCACUCCCAAAUUUCCCAUUCAUUCCAUCUCUCUCCUUCUCCUUAGGACAGUAUCCCUCGCCGCCCCAAAUUUCUUUGUUUUCAUGUCUGAGAAGUAGUAAAAAGGGCAUUGGCUGCCACCUUGCUGUGUGACUCUUGACAAGUUCCUUUCCCUCUCUGCGCUCUGAUUUCGUGGUUGUACAUGAGGCAGGCUCCUGACAACCAUUCAGACCCCUGUGCCUGACCAGUCUGGGGUCCCUGUGACCCCCAUCCAGUGGAUGAGGAGAAAGCUAUGCCUCCUCCUAUUCCAUCAACCUCUGGGGGAUGAGUCAUCCUACCUUUGAGAACCAAAGUUCCAUCCUCCAACAGAUAGAAGGGUCUUCAGGUUGGGAUUCCUGUGGGGCACAGGGAGGCAGGAGGGCAGGGGUUGAGUGAAGUUGCUGUGACAUGGGGUGGCCCCACAUUUAGGAGGCUGUAUCAGGCUUCUAGCUUUGGGUGGGAGGCUGAAUCAGGCCUCUGAAGUCCUUCCAACCCUGAGAUUCAGUAUUCUAAGACUUUCUAAGCAUUUGUGGCAGUUACUCUGAGAUAUGUUGCCCAUAUUUGUUCCCUCCAGCGGGGAAGCCAGGAUAUAGCAAAAUAGAGUCAUGAGGACUUUCUCCGUGGAGAGGCACCCUCAGAGGACGGAGAGGGGUCCUUUUCCCAGGGGAGCUCAGCUGUACCUUCUUCUACGGUCUUCUUCUACACCCUGACACCUGCUCCCAUCACUUCUUCCCACUUAAGCCAAGGCCCUCCAGUUCUCCACCCAGAGGUGAGUACUGGGGACCUCGCCCACCCUCUUGAGCAGGAGUACGCUGCCCUGAGACCAGCCCUGCUAACCCUCCAUCUUCCUCCUUCCCUGGCCAGCCAGUGGCCCAACCUGUUCUUGAGUGUGUUCAGUGUGUCAUAGAGCGUCACAUCAUUCCACUCCCAGGUGUCAAUCGCAUUGUUGCUUAUGUUGGCAAAGCUGUAGAUGAUGUGGGUACAGAGGAAGGGGUCGAUGGCGUCUGGGAAGCAGCUCCCAUCAGCCCCGCCCCCCACCCCCGGUACUGGGACCAGCUGGUGUAGUAGCAGAUCAGCUUGUAUGCAGCACCUGAGGAGAAGGCCAAGAUUGAGCCAGGGACCCUCUGGCUGAGCCCUGAGCUGAGCACUAAUGGGGUUUUGGGGGGCGGGGUUGAUGGGCAGAAUUGUGAGCAAAGUUAGAAUUCUAAAUGCAAAGGGCUGGCUCAGGGGAGUCCUCUGUCUGAUGAAAAUAAGGUCUAUUUUGAAAAUGUUUAGAAAAGAUCAAAUAUAGUAGAUAAACAUACUGCAGACUAAGAACAGAACACUGUAUGGGGUGAGGGGGUGCCAAUGAAUAAAGAUGAAAUGGGACUUGGUACAAGUAAAGAAGGCUUCCUGGAGGCAGUGACUUUGAAGGAGAAGAGGGACCCGACAGCCAUAUCAGAAGACCCUGGCCUUCAGGCGAGAAUCUUGCAGGACCUUCAGUGGAGUCCUUGAUCUGAGAGGCUCUGGCCCAUCUCUUCUCUGCCUUCCUGUGGGAGUGCCCCUAAACUUGUAACCCACCCAGAAUGGCAGCCCCCAGGCCCCUUCAGUCCAUCCCCCGAGCUGGGGCACAAUAUCCCAAUGGACCCGGAAGUUCCUCCUCCCCGCUCAUUCUAAUUUUUCCUGCUGCAAAGUAGGCCUUUUCUGCCCUCUUGACUGUGGAGGAAUAACUGGGCAUCACUCAUCCAUGCUGCUACUGGUCUCCUGUUAGUGGUUCCCAGUAAGCGAUUAGUUGAAGCCUUCAUUGAACCUGAGCCUUUGAAAGUUUUUAAUUUUCAAAAAUUUUAAAUAUACAGAAAAGUAGAGAAUAGUAUAAUCAACACCUAUAUACUCAUCACCUUGGUUUAACAAAUGCUAAUAUUUCUGAACCAUUUGAAUCACAGAAGAAACUGGAAAAGCACUACCUCAGUGGCAAGGUCCCUUCCACACAGCCCUCACCACACCCCCACUUCCCGUGACUUAAAAGGGGUUACUUACAGCUCUGGGGCAGCACCAGGACCACAAAACCUGAAGGGAGACCCCCUGCAAGUACCUCCUGCCCUUCCCCCUGCUCCCUGCACCCCCCACCAUAAAGGAAUCAAGGGCCUCCUCACACCUGCCUCCUCAUCUCUCCCCCCAACAACUCUGCUACCCCUCCCACAGCAGGUAGGAGGCCAGCCCCUCUGCAGAGCGGCUCUGUGGCCAACCCAGAGACCUGUCUGAGCCACCCUCAGACCCAUCCUGGCUGCAGCAGAGGGGGGCACGGCAUGGCCUCUUCCUUUGCCCUCAGGCUCCUGGUGCCCAGCUGCCUAGACAGGACGCUUCCCUGGGUGUCCAACUUCCUCUUACACCUGUCCCACUCCACUCCCCCGCACCCCAAACCAUGCCAUGUACAGAACUGAGCUGUGUGUCAGUGAAGGAACUAGCAGGCUGGAAAGUGGCGGGGCCGAGCACUGCGGGCCGCCUGAGGUGGAUUGAGAAACCCUGGGGAGUUCUGAAAACGUGGGCCAGGUCUUCCUGAGGCACCUGCUGGCAGAAAAGCCAUCAGGGGGAUGAUCUGGGGGCUCCUGUGGCCAGUAACUCAGCCUCCUACUCAUCUUCCUCCAAAAGCCAGCAGUUUCCGGGCUUUUCUGGCAGCCUCUACUUUUGCCUCUCCAGCCCUCUGUCCGGGCCCUUGGCCAGGUUGAAACUGGGCACAAUUGAGUUCUGUAACCAGCAGUAACCCCCCCAAAAGGCUGUUAUUUAUUCUCUCCCUGAGCCCAGCAGCACCCUGCCUGACCCACUCCCCCUCGCCAAGCUGUUUCCCACAGCUGGCCUGCGCUGAUUAUUUUAAAGAAAGGCUGGAGAGGAGUGGGAAAUUGCUGAGAAUGCUCUGAGACCUGGUGCCGCUUUGCUUCCUUUUUGAAAGGCCCGUUAAAAUGAGUAUGAAUCUGGCAAGCCUGGGGCUGCAGUGAAGUACCAAGGAGUAAAAAUUCAGGGAAUUCUUGAUUUCCCCCAGGAGCAGACAAUCUCAGGAGAUGCAUAAUCUCCACACUCUCAGCUCCUCUCUGUUGACACCUGAGUGUAAUGAUGCCACCCCUUUCUAGAUCCCUCAGUGGUUUCUUAUCACGCUUCAGAUAAGAACAAAACUUCUUAACAAGGUUCUGCAUGAUUUGUUCCCUGUUUGUGGGUACUUUUUUUGGGCCAAAGAUCCUGGACAACUCCAUUCUUUGCAGGCUAUAAAUUAAUUAAUAGGCCGGGAGUGAAAAGUUCAGAACUCCAAUUGCCAGAAUGGGACAGAGGGCUUCUGAAAAGAUACCUUUAUUUUUACAAUCAUAUUAGGUAAUAAUCCAAUGUUAGCCACACUGAUUUCACAGUCCUCUCUUGGUGAGGUCUCUCCCUCUGUCCCCCUUCUCUUCCUUCCUCUCCCUAGAAACUGAAACAUCUCUUUAUUAAGAGAAAUGGUCAGAAAGCAGUUUGUCCAGAGUCAUACUCACGAACACUAAAGGGUCAUGGCUUCACCCUCUUAAGGCAACUAGCCUUCUUUUGUACCCUAGAUGAUUGACAGCAAUGAUAGUCCAUGACGACUUUCCCUUGUUUGUUUAGGGCACUGGGAAGUGGACUUCCUUUAAUCUCUAAUAGAAAGUAUUACAAAGUAGUAGGCACGUAAAAAUGUUCAUAACAGGGUGCAGGAUGUUAAGAAAACACCCAAGUUCACUCUCUUCCUUUGUUAAAAAUUACUUCAUAGGCACAGAUUAGCCCAAGCCUUGUCCUGUGCUCCCCCAAAGCCAGUUUAUUAGUUCCACAUGUCCUGCAUGAAGGUGGCAUUGUCAUAACAGCCAAGACAUCCCCUGGGCCUGCCCCAGCAGGAUUGGCCAAGGGUCCCAUGGCACACCACCUCUCAGCUUCAUCUCACGCCAUGCCCCCUUCACUCCCUAUAACUCAUCCAUUCAUGCCUUCUUUCUUAUAUUUGCUCUACUCCUCCCACCAUAGUGCCCUUGUAUAUGUCAUCUACUAGCCUGUCAAUAACUAUGAAGGGCCUGAGAUUUUAUACUACUUGCAAGCUAAUGAGACAGACAGAAUCUCAUGGAUUCUGGCAGAAGACACAAGAACCCGAGGUCAGAGACAAAGGACUUAUUCAUGGCACGUCAAGCAGCAUGAACUUCAUGUUUGCAUCACUUCCUGUGAAGAGGCAGCUAUUUUGAGUUGCUGCCUAGGCAUUUUACAGUAUAACUCCGCUCACACCCAGAGUCUGGACAUUUAGAUAAGGACCUGAGUUUAGGAUUCCAGCCACAAGGUCCUGCUUUGCAUUUCCCAGGACACCUUUUAAAAUAAGCACUUAAAGUUGAGCCCUGGAAAAGUUAGUGGUGCUCCCCAACCACCUUAUAAGUAAAAGGCGCUUACUCUCUGUCUCCUGCUAGCUUGUGACCCAGGACAGAGGACUGCCCCCGCCCCCAGCUCAAUGCACACCUCCCUCCUCUGUUUCUGGAAUCUGUAAGUAAUAAAUCUUGUCACUUUACUUUCUUUGUGUGAGUGUAUUGAAACUGUGCCUUCAAUCAAAACUGCCCUGGGGUUUUCAUUUCCCCAAAGCGGAAGCUCAGACAGUGAGGGAGUUACCUGCCCACUCUGUGUGUACGGUUUGUGCAUCCUUAUUCAGCAGGUCAUACUCUGCAUAUGCUUAAUUAAACACUCCUACUCAUCCUUCAGAUUGCAGCUCAGCAGGCACCUGUGGAAAAGGCAGACUCCCUAGUGAGGGAUAACCCCUAUUGGGUCUGUCAGUGUACUUUGUACCUCUCCUCCUAGCACGUGACUCGGUUAUAAUUUUACAUCUCGUGUGUCAGUGUGGAUGUCAUUCAUGUCUGCCUCCCUCACUAGACUGUAAACUCAGUAAAGGCAAGGACUGUGUCUGUUUUAUUCACCUUUGUGUCCGUCCCUAGUACUUGACACAUAGUAGAUGCUUAGUAAAGUAUUGAACGACCGAAAACAUGAAUGAUCUCAAGAUGGUACAUAACUCCAAACUCUUCUAUUUUGUUUGGAACCUGAAAUUCUAGAAAUUUCAUCUCUUUCAAUAGUUCUUGUCACCUUGUGAAUAACCAACACAGGAGGUACGAUGAAAUCGCAAAACAAACAUCCUGACAAUUUUUCCCUGGUCCAAUUGUUCUAAGCCCCCACGCUGCUCUUAUCAUUCAUUUACUCAUUCAACCAAUGCUUACUGAGCACGCACAGUUGCCUUGCACCGUGGGAGGUGGUGAGGGCAGAAAGGUGAGCGAAAACAGAGAAUCAGUGCCUGUCCUCAUGAAGUACAUGGUCUGGCAAAGAAUAUGGACAUUAAACAAAGGAUCACAUAAAUUAUUACAACUGUGAAAAGUUCAACAAGGCAAUUCUGAGGGUUAGGAGAGUUUAUAAAAGGCUACAGGUGGUCAGGGAACUCUUCCUUGGGAAAUGAUGUUUCAGCUGAAUUGUGAAGGAACAGGUACUAGCUUGGCAAAAACAUGUGAGGCAGGAGAAACAGAAGAAGCCUGGGGUGGGAAGAGGCUGCCAUGUUCCAAGACCUGGGAGGAUUCAAGAGUGGUUGAAGCAUGAGGUAGGGCAAGAGAGGCACAGACGAGAGGGGUGGCCUCUUGGGCGUAACUGUUUUGAGGAUCCGUUCCUUUUGCAUGGAGUGUCAGAGCAAAUGAAGGUGGUGUUAACAUCCCGCCAAAUAUCUGAGGGGAAGUUCUUUAUUUACAGGCAGGUGUCUUCCUCCAAGUUCAUUUCCAAGUCCUCAGCUCCAGCAUAUGGUGUUAGUGUCAGCACAUAGUAAAUGCCAUCAAAGACUCAGAGACAGAAACAUUUGGACAAAUAAACAAUUUACUGCAAAAGCAAAAAGGGAGUCCAAGUUCAGAAAGAAAGAUUGGUUUGUCAAAUACAAAUCACAACAAGUAUUUAAAGGGAAAAGAAGAUGACCAAGGCUACAAUAUUCAUGGUAGAAAUUAGCAGCUUUCUCACAUGUCCAUCAUAUUCACAGUUUAUCUUCACUUGUUAGCAUAGUAAAAAUCAAGGAGAAAAAAAUUGUUUUUGCCAGAGUCCAUCUUUAUGAGAAAUAAUCAGAGUUUAUUAUUUUGGAGUCCUGAGCCAGUCACGAUAGCCUGUUGUUUUUGGAUUAUCUCCAGAUGUAGAAUGUCCCCACCCCCACCCCGCAGUGGUACU
Messenger RNA from Globicephala melas (long-finned pilot whale), 25548 nucleotides. RefSeq names its product adenosine A1 receptor (gene ADORA1). The record is from RefSeq and is a predicted model, not a curated record. Lineage: Eukaryota; Metazoa; Chordata; Mammalia; Artiodactyla; Delphinidae. Gene Ontology annotation, cellular component: plasma membrane; synapse; dendrite. Gene Ontology annotation, biological process: G protein-coupled adenosine receptor signaling pathway. Gene Ontology annotation, molecular function: G protein-coupled adenosine receptor activity.